Adineta ricciae is the source of this 669-nucleotide messenger RNA. The record is from the annotation of a GenBank genome assembly. Lineage: Eukaryota; Metazoa; Rotifera; Eurotatoria; Adinetida; Adinetidae.
AUGGAAGCAAACAGUAAAAAAUAUCCAUCAUUAAAUACAAGUGGUGAGGUAGAUCAUGUUGAACGAACUGCAUCCGCGAGUAUCAACAUUGGGUCCGAUGCAUAUUUCAACAACGAAACAAUCUUGAAUCAAUUUGAAAGAUUGUUUCAAAUGCUCCAAUUCAAACAGUAUUAUAAAAAACAUCCAAUUGAUAUUAUUGUGGAUAAUGCAAGAACUCAUACGGCCAAGGCUUGUUCACUGCAAGACUUUAGAAAAUCGGUGGGAGACCAUUUUACUGUUGACUGCAUCGAGUAUCUUGAUGAAGAUGUUGAAAUAUGCAAAGAUUUAGGUAUACAACUACCACCUAAAAUUAAAUUAGAAGAAAUUCGAGAACUAUUAUCAGGACAUCCAGCAUUUCAGAACGCCACAAAACUCGAAACUCUUGCACUCAAAUACAAAGUUAAUGUUAUAUUUCGUCCAAAAUAUCAUUCUGAACUCAAUGCAAUUGAAGGCCUUUGGUGUAGUCAGAAAGCAUUUGUUCGUUCACGUACCGACCAAACCUUCGAAAAAAUGACAAAAUUAAUAUCUGAAUCUCGUGCAUAUUUUGUCGAAAGGAGUAUUGCACUAAAACUAUUUCGUCGUUCUUGGCAUGCAGUUGAAGCAUAUUCUCAAGGUCAAUCAUAUGAUUAG